UGAUUUAGAAUUUUAAGCAGGAUAAGUAAUUUUUGGUUUUUAUGUCAAUUUGUAUCAAGCAAGUUGCAUUAUUUUUAUUUGUUUCUUCGCAUUUUUGUGUUCGAUUUCAAAAAUUGUUUUUGUGUGUGACAAAUUUUUAACAUCAGUAUGGAUCUUUUCGGUUUCAAGUCCAGGAAAUAUUAUGUGUGCUUUAAUUUAAAAUUUUUGACUUUGAUCCUGGUCCUGAUCUCCUGUACCUGGGCCCAAGAAAAUAUUCCAAGUUUCAACUUCACCUGCAAUUCUACUGGCUUAUAUGUAAAAAUUGCAUUUUCUAAGCCAUUCAUUGGUAUUGCAUACGCUAAAGGACAUAGAUUUGAUCCUCUCUGCAGCAUGACCCAGUCUUCUGUCUUGGAUGGAUUUCUAACUUUACCUCUUACAGCCUGUGGUACUUAUGUCCAGGAAACUAAUCACCCUUGGAUUACGAAUACGAUUAUAAUUCAACAGAAUCCUUUGGUGUGGACCACCGACGAUCUUGAGAAAUCAGUAAUUUGUUCUCUUCCUCGGUCUUUUGAAAACUUCUUGAAUUCAUCUGUUUUGUUGGAUCAAAUAUACGAGUCCCAUUCUUUGCCUCCGACAUAUUCUUCAUCGGAUAUUGAGUUGGGGUUGGCUGUUUUCCCGGAGGAUAAUGAUAAAAUCUUUGACUAUACCUCUACUCAUCUGACUGUUUUUCAGUUGCUGAACAGAACAAUUUAUAAAGAUGUUGGAGUUAAAAGUUGUAUUGCCCAUGAUGAAGAAAUUCUAGAUGGAAAUGCUUCAAUUCACCAAAUAACUAAUCCUGAGGGAUGCUUUACUGAUAAUUCUGAGAAUUCGUCUAGUCUGAUGAUCCAUUAUACUGAGACUGGUAUAUGGGCUGAUAUAAAAAUCAAAACUCUUGAAAUGGAUUCUUCAGAUCAUAUAUACUUAGCCUGUGAAAUUUUUCUCUGUAGAACCAAGUGUAAUUGUUCUGAAAUCGACCAACAACUGACGGGAUAUCCAAUCUCAGUAAUCAGUCACAAGCUAACAAAGCGUUCAACUGGCCAAUCCUCCGAAAUAUUAUCUUUAAAGCAAUACCAGGCAAGAACUCGAUAUUUGAAAUCAACUGUCCAAGCAUUAAUGAAUAGCAUUAUAGAACAAAGAAAGCAAAAUGAUAAAAAAUCUAAACUUAGGAAGAGACUAAUGCGAUUGGAUGAUUCUUCUUCCCUAUCUGAAACCGAUAAUUCAGGAUCUCAUACUUUUAUUACAUCUACUGAAACAUUUUCUCCAGAACCUUUAUCUACUAUGUUUAAUAAUAUAGAACCUCAUUUAAUUGAUAUUUACGAUGACUCUGAUUCUGAACCUCAUUUAAUUGAUAUUCACGAUGACUCUGAUUCUGAACCUCAUUUAAUUGAUAUUCACGAUGACUCUGAUCCUGAACCUCAUUUAAUUGAUAUUCAUGAUGAUUCUGAUUCUGAUUCUGAACUUCAUAUGAUAGAUGAUUACGAUGACUCGGAUCCUGGUGAAUCGCAUCAUGACAGCAGGGAAGAACCAUCUGCCACUUCAGAGACCUUCACAGUUGAUUCCAACAUGGCUAUAGUAACAUUGUCAAAAGAGUUUAAAGAUAACGGCACAAAAAUUGCCCCUGAUGAGGAAUUGCAAGAAAAAGGUAUGACAAAUGUGAGUAAUAACGUGGUUUCGUCCGUAAAUGAUGGUGCGGAAAAUAUAAAGAUUACGACUACUGCUAUUUCUGUGUUUCCUCCCUUAGAAGGUGCCAAUGAUCAUCUUGGAAACUGCGUUCCACGAUUACGAUUCGUAAUCGUGAUUGUUGUGUUGGGAUUUUCUAUAGGAUGUUUACUAUUGGUCACUUGUGGAAUGGUUCUUUACAUACGUAAGGAGAAAAAAAGAAACAAAUUAAACGAUUUUUUACUGUACUCCAUUGGUUUUUAAGAUACGAGCCAUUUUUUAUUAAAAUCAUUAUAAUAACACCAUUUAAAUGAUGAAUAUUUUAAAGACGGAUAGGCUAAAUGUGCAGUUUUAAUAAAACAAUCUGUUCUG
Messenger RNA from Argiope bruennichi, 2049 nucleotides. RefSeq lists its product as uncharacterized. The transcript is spliced from 3 exons. The coding region runs from base 148 to 1941 and encodes 597 amino acids. Lineage: Eukaryota; Metazoa; Arthropoda; Arachnida; Araneae; Araneidae. The record is from RefSeq and is a predicted model, not a curated record.